Alternaria atra is the source of this 1011-nucleotide messenger RNA. RefSeq lists its product as uncharacterized. Bases 1 to 1011 code for a protein of 336 amino acids. The transcript is spliced from 2 exons. NCBI's taxonomy places the organism in Eukaryota, Fungi, Ascomycota, Dothideomycetes, Pleosporales, Pleosporaceae. The record is from RefSeq and is a predicted model, not a curated record.
AUGGUGAACGCCGAGGAACAGUACAAGCUCUCGCAGGAGCAAAUCGACUUCUUCCUAGAGAAUGGGUGGUUGAAGUUGAGUAAUUGCUUCACACGAGAGCAAGCAGAGGGACUACAAGAGACGCUUUGGACGAGGUUGGGUAUGGAUCCCAAUGACAUGUCGACAUGGCAUACCGAGCGAACAAAUAUGCCCUUCUUCAACGAGUUCUCCGUUGAAGAGUUUGCACCAAAAGCGUGGGCCGGCAUCUGCAACCUCCUCGGCGGUAGCGAUCGCGUCGAUUCCAAUGCAUCGACGUGGAAAGACGGCUUCAUUGUAAACCUUGGAACAAAGGAGGGCCACAACAAGGUUAUCCGCCCACAAGAACUUCCUGGCUGGCAUGUCGAUGGCGAUUUCUUCGUGCAUUACCUUGAUUCGCCUGAGCAAGCGCUGUUGGUCAUUCCACUGUGGACGGAUAUUGUUGCGGGCGGAGGUGGGACCUACAUCUGCCCGGGAGCCAUUCCAACGGUGGCGAAGCAUUUGUACGAGAAUCCUGAGGGAGUCAGUCCGAGGAUGACGCCACGGGCGCAAAACCCAGAAUUUGUGCAAGAGCAAGGGCUAAAGUGGUUUAACGAUCUUGCCGCCAGCAUGCCUGAUGAAGCUUUCGUCGAAGCUACUGGUGUAGUCGGCGAUGUCUACCUUCUGCAUCCGCUGAUGCUGCACUCCGCUUCCAACAAUCAACUUCGAAAAGUCCGCGUCAUUACCAACCCGCCGGUGUCGGUUAAAGAGCCUUUUGUGUUUGAUCGCGCGGAUGGGAAUUACAGCGCCGUGGAGCGCAAGACGAUGAAAGCGCUGGGUAAAGACAGGAUCGAGGGGUUCAAGAUUACUGGAAAGAGGCAACAGGUCAUUCCUGAGCGCGUGAGAAUUCAGGAGGAGAUGAAGAGAAAGGAAGAAGAGCGGUUGCGCAAGUUAAAGGAAGGAGCGGGAAUGGAUGAAGCGAAGGAGGCGAGCCAGAGGGUUGCUCCUGUUGCGUAA